Molecule: messenger RNA, 26480 nt
Organism: Lymnaea stagnalis (great pond snail)
Lineage: Eukaryota; Metazoa; Mollusca; Gastropoda; Lymnaeidae
Source: the annotation of a GenBank genome assembly
AGUACUGCUCUGUGCAGUGUGUUCAUUCUAAUCGGAAACGAUUGCUUUUUUUCAAUUAGAGAGAUACUACAAAAUAUCAUUUAUCCAUAAUUGGUAGGUAAGCCAUAUGUUUUUAUUUCCAUGCUUGUUAUUCAUUUAGCUAUAAAUAAUAACUAGAAUUCUAGUAGGGCUCAUAUAUAAAUAAUUAUGUCAAUUUAUGUCAUGUUUAAAAAUCGUUAAAUUUUCAUGGCCCACCAUCACAACUGUCAGUCUACCUUCUACAGUUACAGCCACGUUACUAUUAAUGACAGUACUAUUACUUCUACAGUCAGUGCAGUCAAUCUCUAACUUUUUACUAAUUGUUAAUAGUUAUGUUUAGUUUUGAUUUGAGUCAAUGGGUUUUAAUUUGUGUUAAAAGUUUCAUUUCAUAAUAGAGAGAGAGACUGAGAGAGUGUUUGUUAUUUUCUUCAUGAUCAUGUCAUAUUAAGUUACUUAAAGGUUUCCAUAGUCCAUAGUACUUGUGAUAAGACAUAUUUCAACCAGGUGCAUCUUUUGGCAGAGUAUGUUCUGUCAAGAGUUACGACAUAAGUUUGUGGGAUCCAUUCUAGUCUAGCAGUUGUAGUUUAGCAUAGAUAAAUAAUAAAUAUAGAUAUAAUAGAGUACUAUCAGAAUAAAGAGGGUGUACUUUACAAUACUUUACAUUAGAUUUGCAUCAUUAAAUUAUAAUAUAAUAUAUAAAUUCAAAUUCAAAGUGUUCACUUAUAUAUUCCACCAUCAUCCUGAUCUAACCAGUUGCAUGUCUGUAAGUCACAUGACAUUAAUCCUUGACAGCUAUCUAAAUAUUUGAUAGAUCAGUUUUAUCACAUUAAUACUCAAUACUGUAUGUUUAAAUAAGAUAGAUAUAGGUUUUAAAAUGCAUGUUUAAAAAAAAAUAGUUAUUAAUCUUUUACAUGUUCCUCGCUAAUGCCUUCUCAUAGCAAUGACUGAGGCUGAGAGUUCACACUUUCGUGGUCCAGAGCCAGUAUGUAUUACUUUGGAAAGAGUCAAACAUAUGGUAAAAAGUGUUUACAUUACCUUAACUCCUUUAGCAGAUUUUUUUAAACAUUUUAAUUUUUUUUUUGUGCUUCUGUGGGUUUAAUGUUAUCAAUUCAAAGUCUAUGAGUUAUACCUCCAAACUUGGCAAUAAAAUGAUAAAAAUAUUAGAGUUUUAAGAUUUUUUUAUUUUAAGAAUUUAAUUUAGUAAAAUAUAUAUUGCAAUGUAAAGAUUUUAAUAUUUAGUGAAUAUAUUCUGAUUUUGUAAAUAGUUAUUAUUUAUGUUUAUUUUUUUUACUUUAUAGCACAACAUAUAAUUAUAAAUAGUAUGAAGAUGUUGUGAUAUAUAUAUAUAUAUAUAAUAUAUAUAUAUAUAUAUAUAUUUUGUACAUUUUAUAGAGAGGUUCAAGAAGUGAGGGAGCCACUGUCUUUAUAAAGUUUGAACUCGGUGAACGUUUGCUUGGGGAAAGCCCAAAGAUUGAGUGCACACCUGAUGUCUCUGCUGAAAGUAAUUUUAACACAUUCCUUAAUAUCAUCUAUGAUGAUCCGUCCUGUCUUGAUGAGAUAACUAACAGGCCAGUUGUCUGUGAGUACUGCACAUGUUAACUUAUAAAAAAAAUAAGGUAUUCUAUAUUCUGACUGAAUGAGGCAAUUAGCUUAGCCCAAUAAGUAAUUAUGAAUGAAAAAAACGUUUUUACUAGUGUUCAAUAAACAUGGCUCUAUGCCAAUAGUGGAUUUUAAAAUGUUUUAACAGAAAACUAGUUAAUAAGUGUGACACAGUCGCUUCAUCUUUAGAAAUAUUAACACUCUGUGUACCACCAUACUUGCUUCAUCUUUAGAAAUAUUAACACUCUGUGCACCACCAUACUUGCCACCCUGUCCAGUACCAUACCUUGCCACCCUGUCCAUUACUAUACCUUACCACUCUGUGCACUAACAUACCUUGCCACCCUGUCUACUACCAUACCUGGCCAAGCUGUGCACCACUAUAACUUGCUAUUCGAUGCACUACCAUACAUUGCGACCCUGAAAAAAAAAUGUAUUAACGAUUUACAUUUUCCCGAUCUCUCACAUUUUUUAAAAACAUUUUAUUAAAUCUCUGUAGAGAAAACUUCCAUUUGAACUUAUUUGUUUCAUACAUAUUGGUUUAAAACAAUUUGGUUUCAUACUAAUGUCUAAUAACCCCUCUAAAUAUAAACUAACCCUUUCCCAGAUCAAUAAUAAUAAUUCUUUUAACCAUCAUUCUGAUUUUUUUCACAAUAAUGACAAUUUUUCUUAAAGUUGCAAUGCAUUGUCUUCAGUGACAGUUAUUGAAGUUUUGCCAAAGGAAAAGCGACAAAAGGAAGAAAGAACUAUAACACUUGGACAGUGCUGCUUAGAUUUGUCUCCCCUUGUAAAAGGCAAGAACUCUUGAUUUGUUCAAUGAAAAGGCUAAUUUUUCAUUAUUUUAGGAAGUUUCGAAAAGUAUGUUUCAUAAAAUUUAUAACUUCAAACAUUUGAAAACUUGGUUUACUUUUUUAGUCUUUUGAUUUCUUAAUAUAAGGAGAUAAAGAGUUGACUAUUAGAAAUGUGCUUGAAGUUUUCAUACUUUCUGUUAGUUGAGUGUAAGGGUUGCUCCCAAUAGACUUCAGUGUACUAAUGGAGAGUAAAGGGGAUGUAUAGAAGUAAAUAGGGGAAAGAUUUCCACAAUCUAUGAAAGAAUGGGGAAUCAGCAAUGCCUAAUUCAUGUUUUCAUAUUUUUUAGUAUUGACAAAAGUUUUCAUUACAAUUAAUCCUCAGAAAAAUCAAUCAAUACAUCCCAAAUGACAACGUGAAAUAUGUGUUAUAAUUAAUUUAAAACCAAUUUGUAAUAUAAAUUUAAAUUUUGUUAACAGAUUUACAAAAAAUAAAUGUUAUCUUUUAUUUACAUUAUAAUUUUUUCUUGAAAUAUAGUAUUUAAAAGCAACUGUUUUAUUUUGUUAGGAUGCACAAAAUUGAAACAAACUCUGCAAAUUCUUCCUGUUCCUGGAUCUCCUUUGGACAAUCUCCCACCAGACAUUACUAAGGUGAGUUGGUCGAAAUUUAUUAGAAGGCUCAUUUCCAUUUGAAUUAAAUAAAUUCAUUAUUUUAUAUGUUGUUUUAAAUUCAGUGAUAUGGGGGAAAGCUAGUCUAUUAAAAUCAAACUAAAAUUGAUUAUCUUAUUCUCUUUUUUUAAAGAUUUCACUUUCCUUCAUCUCACAUUUGGUAAACAAUUUUGCUGGCUUCCUGAAAUUUUGUUUCUAAUUAAUUUUCUUGGAGUUGGUAUCAUUUAUUAAACAAUAAGAUGUGUUGUUUUUUUUUCAAUUUGAAGAGUUCUUUAUUUAAUUUUCCAGCCUGAGGUAGACAUUAAAAUAUCUGUCAACCAGCCAUUGUUAGAUGAAGCCCAACUCCAAGGAAGUAACAUUUUAACCAUAUCAGUUGGUGGACUCUUAUCUCCCCCUGAGUCAUGGGCCACCACUGGGCCACAGUUCACUUAUAGUGCUUCUAUUUCUGUCCCCAUCAGUGAAGAGGUGAGUUGAAAUCUAAUUAAUAACAUACAAGAGAUUGUCCUUCCAAUGAUGAAGUGAUGUAACCAAAGAGGGGAUAAACAUUAUUUUAAUUUUUUUACAUGCAAACUAUAAAAAAAACUUAUUUUAAAGUUUUUUUAUGAUCCUCCCUCUUCGGCAAGGCUUGAAGAUAUGACAUUGUUUCUCCCCUUAGCUUUGUAAUUAUAAGAUUUUUUUUUUAAAUUUCUAGCUUACAUAUUUGUACUCAGUGAAAAGUGAUUGAUUCAUUUAGCAUUCAAAUAUUAAUACUUAAACAAAACUAAUGAUACAGAUAUUGCUAUGCCAUAACACCCAAUGAUACUAGAUGACAUCCCUUAUAAUUGUUGCAGAAAGAUGCAACUGUCGUGUUUACAAAUGGUGCCUUAAAGCCAGCUCAGGACAAAGAUGCACACAAUAAACAAAAAAAGUGGGCUAACCCUGGAACAGCUGUGGGUCAAGCUGUCUUUUUACCUGACAGGUCAGUUGAGAUAACGACAUGACCUUUCUACUUUGAUUUCUUUCUUUCACUAAAAUAGAUUAACACAAAAGGCAUGGUCAACGAUCAGUCAUAUAUUUGUUUAAAUUUCAAUGUGCAUUUUUUGGGAGGGAAGAAAAAGUACAAUUAGAGUUUUGACAUUAUUGGUUUUGUCCCUCAGCAUUGGGGAAAAGAGGGAUUUGAUUUUUUCACCAAUAUUUUAAAAUGUCAUUCAUUGAAAUCAAGGCUGAUUUGAUGGAUAAAAUUGAAAAAGCCUCAAAAAAUUCAAUUGAAAUAUGCCUAAAAUUAUAUUGAUGAAAGGGUCAUUAAAUUUACUCUGUAAAAAAUAUAAACAAAAUGUUUGAAAUUGUUUUCUGUGAAAUAAACAUUUCAUUUAGAUGUUAAUGUUGGUUGGUGGGAUUACAGAUUUUGUAAUGCUUACAUAAUGAAAUAUACUGUUAAUUACUGUUAGUUAAACUGGGGACUACUAUUUAUUGACAAAAUUAUACAAAAAUUAUUUAGAACAGAGAUGUUUAAUUAAGGAAUUCAAAAACAUAGCAUGUACCCUUGAUGAUCAAAAGCAUAAUGCUUGCUAGCCAAGUGGAUAUUUUAACCCCAUCUGCUGUUAAAGUGAUGGUAUCUUAAUUGCAUUCUUUACUCCAUAUUAAGAAUAUAAUAUUGACAAUCUCUAUGGAGAGAAAUUUAACAUUCAGAACCAUUCAAUUGUCUUAAAAUAUUUAGACCAUAUAACAUUUAAAUAUGACACUUCAUCUGAAUGCAUUGCAUAGGAUUUCACUUACCUUUAAGUCCACUUGGUUAAAAUCUUAAAGUACUGAGGAAAUUCAUUAUUCCAUAAAAAUUCAUGAAUCUUAGGACACAGUAUCAUUCUUAUACGUAUUUAUAGUUUACUAUUUUAUAAUAAUUUUACACACCUAAAUAGUCAGCAAGAAAGUUAACAAAACAAAUUAAUUUAAAUAUUUUCUUUCUAGUUAUUUAUUCAGUGAUCCUAUAGAUGAAGAAGAUGGAGACUUAAAAUCAAAGGAAGACCGUGAGCAUCGCAUUAUAGCAGAAACAGAGAAACUCCAUGUCACAUGGAACAUGGAGAGAAGAUGUUAUUUAAACCCAUCUGCUGUUAAAGUGUUAGUAUUCAUUACAUUCUUCAUUCCAUAUUAUGAAAGCCUUUUGUACGUUAAAUGAAAUUUGUAAAUGUCCUUAAGGUUUCAUGUGAUUCCAUAUUUUAGUUUACAGUUUACAGAACACCAAUGUUGGUUAUUAUUAUUUAGAAUUAUUGGUUUUCUGUACAUAAACAAAAGCUUAUUUCAUAUUACUAUAAUUAGAAUUGGAUUUUUUAAUUAAUGCCCAAUGGACAAGGACUUAAUUAACAACAGACUGCGCUUUAAAGUGUCAUGUUUGUAGAUCAUUUUCACUAUUUUGUAAAUCAAUAAAAUGUCUAAUAAAUAUAUAAAAAAAAAUUUUGUGGAUUAGGCCACUGUUAUUAAAAUAGUAUCAUGCUUAUUGCCAUCACUUAACUUACACUAGAAAAUAUCUGUCAAAAAAUAUGAUAGCUUCUCCACUUUAAACAGCUUAGUAUUACAGCUUUUUAAAACAGCUUGUUAAAAUGGCACCAAGACAAAAAUAGUUGAGAGGAAAGGGGAGAAAAUUUUCAUCUGGGAUGUUUUGGUACAGUGGCUUUCCAGAUUUCUAAAUUUAAAAAUAGCAGAAAGCAGGAAACAAUUCCUAAAGAUAAAUAUGUGAUACGCAAAGGUCUGUUUUUAAAAUAAUGACCCAUUAAUGAUUGUGUUUAUUUAUUUGAAGUUUUAAGUUAAAUAAUUACUGUAAAUUAUAUUAAAUUAAUGGUCUAAUUAAUUACCAUAAACUCAUUUGUAACUUCUUUAAAAAAAAUUGAAUUUAAUUUUCUAAAAUAAUUAAAAUAAUUUGAUCGUUUAUAAUUGACCAAUAUAUGCCUUUAUAUUGUCAGAGAAUUAUUAUCUUGAAAUAGUUAUGAAAUCAAAUAAAUGCCAGAUUACCAAUAAUCUGUUUGAAUUGUUAGGUUUCAAGAAUCAAUUGGCAGAUGUCGUUACUGGCCACUGGAAGUCAUGAGGUAUCCAGUGCCAGUAGUAAGCAAAAGUAAAAAGGUAAGAUUAAAGAAUAACAAAGACAUAUAAAAACUGAAACUAAAGCUUUCAUAACUAUACAUCAACCAGCGGAAAGUUAACAAAAUAAAAAGUGGUUUUAAUAUAUUUUGUGUUUAUCUCUUGCUUUGAUUUAUUUCUUGUCAGCAGGGGCAAUUUUUCUCAACUGUAAAAUAUGAGCCAUUAUCGUUAUUGUUCAAACACUAUAGAUCAAGAUUUACCAUCACAUAUCUUUGAGUUUUGAAGCAAACAUGAGAGGUUUUUGCAAGAGUUUAAUAUGGAAUAUGGAAUAUAACAGACACAUUCAUUUUUGUUCAAAUCUUCAAGUCACCAUCAGCACAAAAAUAAUUAGUCACAAUGAGAAAUAAUGACCUAUAUAAAGUUGAUACUAAAAUAAAGGUAGAUAAUUAAAUCUCACUUUGAAAUUCACUUCUCUAGAAAUUUGGUUUUCUAAACUUUGAGCCUGUUUGUAUCUCUCAUUAACUUUUCUUCUGUUUUUGUAGAGCUGGUCACGUAAGGUAAAAAAUAAAGGAAUGCGUCUCUGACUGUAAUAGCUCAGCCUAGUUAUACCAGUAGAUUUUCUGUCAGCAUUAUUAUUAGCAUGUCUUGUUUAUACAGAAAACAAUGUGCUUAGUCUUAUUCAUUGUAAACAAUGUAGAACAGAUUUAUGGAUGUUUCCAAUUUUUGGGGAUAGUUAAAAUUAUUUUUCAACUUGAGUCCACUACCACAUCUACAAUUCUCUUAUGGAAACUUCCACUACCUCUCCAAAACUGAUCCCAAACCCACCCCUCCACUUAAACAUUUCACUUAAGCUCAAACUCCUCUCUUUGAACCAAGUCACCAAAAAAAAUUCAUCACUUCUCUCUUGACUCCUCCCUUAUAACUACCUAAUUAUAACUACCUAAUUUCCCUACAUGCUUCUCCUGACCCAACUCUCUCUGUCCCAACCCUCUCCCACCCCUCUCACAACCCUCUCCCAAAUCUCUUAAAACCUUAUCCACUACACAUUUCCCCAUUCAUCUAAUUUUUUGCAUUAUUAAUUUCUAUUAAGUCAAUGCUCAGCACCUUAGAAUUAAGGAUUAUAGUUUUAUUAUUUCAAUGAAUAACAUUAAAGAUUAAAACAGAUGUCAAAUAUCUAUAUUUAUAUUUCACACUUAUAACACAUUAAAUAUAUGUUCAUUAGUUUUUUAAAAUGAUUUUUGCACAAAAUUUAUUUGGGAAGAAAAACUGAGAUGUUUUGCAUUUAAUGUUUUAAAAUCACUAAUAGAUAUUCAGAAUUUAGGGUGAAGAUAUUUGGAAAAAUUUUCCCUACACAAUUCUUGGGUCAUCAGGUGUGAUCAAAGCAAAUUGGUUGUUGGUAUUUAAAUCUAUUUCUACCUUUUCUUUUACAUUAAAUAAUGAGUGACCAUUGUCUAUAGAUAUGUUUUAGUCUCUAUUCCAUUUGAUGUCAUUUCUGAUAGAAUUCCCAGGCCACUUUGUUAUUUGCAGCGGUAAAAACUGAAUUAACUGUUUUUUUAGUUGUGUUUUUCCUUGACUACUUAAAUUAUUCUUUUGUAAUUGUUAUUUGCAGCGGUAAAAACUGAAUUAAUUGUUGGUUUUUAGUUGUGUUUUUCUUUGACUACUUAAAUUAUUCUUUUGUAAUUUGCACCUUUAUUGUAAGAAAAAAGGUGUAUUGGCUACUAUAUAUAUGAGAAAACAUUUUUGUUAAGUUCUUAAUUCUGGGGUUAAUAAUUUAUUGAAACCUGACAAUGCCACUUGUAAAUGUGAUAACUUAAUGUAACAUUUUUUUCUUACACACCAGUGAGUUUAUAGGUUGGUUUAGGAGCUCCCACUCAUCACAAAGUCAGACCUGACUCAUAUUCAAUCACAAACUUUUACAAUGAUCAUAAACAGCCAUAUUGGGGAUUAGAAAUAAACCUUGAUUUAAAAAAAUAAAUUUAACUUAUUGUCAAUUUUUGUAAUGCAUAUUUAAUAUGAAGCACAUUAGUUAUAAUGGAAAACUCAAUUUAGAAUUAAUUUAUUUAAAAUAUUACCUUCUUCAAAAAUAUGAUAGUUCUUAUGAUUUUAAAAUAUUUGAAAUUCUCAAACUUUCCUGGUAUAAGAAUUGGAUUAAAACUUUAUUUGAUUUUAUUAUUAAUCAUUUCGAAUCAUAAGCUAUUUAUAUAAAAUUAUUGUAAGUGAAUUUAAAAUAAUGUUAAAACAUUGAUCUUAAUGUUGAUAGUAACACAUCUAAAUGCCAAUGAUCAGUAGUCAAAUAAUUAUAACAAUUAAUUAAUUAAAAUUACUCUUUUUAUAACCAUUCUGUUAUUUUAAAUUCUUGCAUUAAGUGAUGUCACAUUUCUCAACCCCCACCUAGCCCUUCAUUCUGACCCUAAAUUACUUGUGGACAGCAAAUUUGUAUAGUUAUUGCAUAUUAAUAAUUUACAUAUACUAUUGUCUUAUUGUAGACUGCAGGUUGGUACAGUGCAUUCAUUGCGUCAAUGUAGACUUCAUGCAAAUAGUUAUCAGUCCAAUUUCAUUGAAAAUAGGUCCUGAUUUAUGAUAAGUCAGUUUAAAUUAGUUGAAAUAUUACCACACAAAAAAUUAUACCUCCAUAAAUUACUAUUUGUAUUUCAUUCAUUUACAGGAUGAAGAAAAUGCAGCCAGCUUCCAUGGUGUGGCAUUUUUAAACCUAGCACCACUACUGUACCCAGGAGGUAAAGUUUUCUGGAGAAAAAAAAAUUGAAACCAUUUUUUUUUAUUGGUUAAACAUUGAUAUGUAUAUAACUUUUUGAGUCUUAAAAAAUAUUAAGAAAAUAAAGAUCAAAUAUUAGUUUGAACACUUAAGGGGGAAAAAACGAACAUUUAUUUAAAUUCUUAAUAAUUUUUACAUCUAAGUUCUGAUAUUAUUACCUGUGUAUUUUAGGGGUCACAAUUUUUUUUUUUUAUGUGACAAAAACUGUUGGUAAAUAAUGUUUAUAAAUGUUUUCAGUGCAGCGUAUCAAAGGUGCUUUCAAAGUUGUAGCAUUCACAGACAAUGUAGUCUCUGAUAAGGUAUUUUUUGAUGAGGGCAUUGUAUGAGUGAAGUUUAUGAGAGAAUGGUACACUUGUUGAGAUUUUAAGGUGAAAUGUCUUUCGAUUUUUAGCUUUAGCUUAAUUAAUGCCUCAAUUACAUUUUUGUUUAUAAUUAGUCUAAAGAAUUGUUCUGAAGAUACUGGUCUUUGUAUUAGCCUCCCUAUUCUCAAAAAUAAUGUAAAUAUUCGUAAGUGUUCAGAGAGUUGUUCAUAACCAUGUUAGGAGAAAGCUAUUUACACAUAUGCAAAGGGUGAAUGUAUGGUCAAUAUGUAAGCAUAGAGAGAGCCUUGUUGAUACAUUUGUUAGCACAGAUUUUUUUUAUGCAUAUGCAAUGAAUGUCAGCUUGAGUUGAACUAAUGAAGUUAAUUUGAAAAUAAUGCACUGUACAUAAGUUGACUACUGUUUGUACAAUUGUAUGCAAUUAAAUUAUUUAUUAUUUUAAAUAAAAGUUAUGUACACUUAUAUUGAACUGCAACAAUUUAAACUUCUUAUUAAGACUAAUUUGUAUAAUGCGUUGUGCCUUCCUUUUAGUAACAAGCUUGUACCCUAAUUUGUCUGUCAUCCUGAACUACAGAUUAAAAGAAAGACAAUGAUUAGUGAUGAUGGUGUAAAACAGGCACCAGCUGUUCUCUCAAGAACAGUCAACUCACCUAUAGCAAAGAAAAGUAUGAAGGAGGGAGAAAAAAAAGAUCAAAAGAAAGUAAGUGUAACUAAAUUAAGGGAGGGAGGUAUUGUGCUAUAGAUUCAAAGGCAAGAUUAAUAUAUUUAUGGAUAUACAUUUAUAGAAAAAAAAUGCAAUUCUAAUUGAUAGAUUUUUGUUUCCAUUGUUUAAAUUGUUUAUAUGUCAUUAAAAUCUCUUAUCAUUCCCAAAAAAUAUUUACUUUAUGCAGUUUUAUUUAUUUUAAUGAAUGUUCUGUUGCAUUUUCUUAUUAUUAUUUAUCUGGUGUGAGUUUUUCCAAUAGAAUGAGGUAAACCUAUUUUCCCCAUGCAUGAGGUUUUGAAAUUUAAAAAUAAAUAAUUUCCAAAUUUUUUUAUUUGCUACACUAAAUACUCCUAACGCAGAAAUUGUAUGAUAAUUGAUUACCAUACUUUAUAAAAUAUGUAAUCAAACCCCUCCCCCCCCCCCUACCAAAAAGAAAUUCACAACAACAAAAAAAAACUUCAUAGCCAGAUAUUUAAUGCUUUCCCAGAAAAUCUGAGGUAUGCAGGUAUAAAAAAAUGCAUUGUUUAAAUAAUUAGCUUUUCUCUACAGCGACCAGGGAGUUUGGUCCCCCCAUCUAGUGAGGCAGAGGUAAAAGUUGCACUAAAAUCAUUGCAGUCUAACUCAGUUGGUCUCAACUUGCAGCUCUUGUAAUGAAUAAGUGUGUCUCUUUUAUGUGUGUGACAAUCCUCCUCAUAAAAGAUGUAAACUUGACUGCUUAUUUCCUAUGAAUACUGUCAUAUGAGAAAUUGUGAAAUGAUUUAAACUCAUACUAAAUUACUGAUUUUUGGAAUAGCUUAACUUAUUAAUUAUGCAAUUGAAUCAAAACUAAUUCAAAAUUACUUACCCUUUGUCUUUCUGCAAAUUUUAUGUAUACUAUUUUAAAGUGUGAAAGUUAUUCUUGACUAUAAACAUUUCAAAUAAAGUUCAUGGGUGGCAUUGUUAUUGUCUUGUAUCCUUUGGAAAAUUUUGUAUAAAGAAUUGGUAUCAGCAGAAUUAUUUUAUUUCAAACUGACUUCAUGUUUUAACUGCUAUGAGAAUGAAUCCUAGAAACAUUGGUGUUGUUUAGAAUUAAUGAUAUUGAUCAGGAGACAGCAGAAAUGCUAUACAUACUUUAAUGUGUUUAUUCAAUGGGGAUUAUCAACAAAAGGAUAUAAAUGUGACAGUUUGCUUUUCUUCUGAAAAUAUUUGAAUGAAAAUCUAAAUUUCAUAACAAGAUUCAAGAGAUUACCAUUAAAAUUCUCUAUUUACAACUUAUACAUACAUAAUUAUAUAUUAAGAUGUAAGCCUAGUAGUGGCUAGUAAUAUAUAAUUAAAGUCGUCAUAUAAAAUCAAACAAAAGCUUUGCAACCAAUGAAGCAAGAAAAAAAAGUCUUGAAAGCUUUAGAAAAAAAUUCUUUCUUCUUAUUAUUAAAAAUUAUUGUCAAGUUUUAGUUGUAUAAAUCUUAGCCUUUCAUGUGACUUUGUUUUUACAAGACAGAACUUACCAAACAAAAGAUUAUUUGGAGAAAUGAUAUAUUCAGUGCAAUAUAAAAAAAGAGCUUGCAAUAUAAAAAAGAGCUUGCAAUAUAAAAAAGAGCUUGCAAUAUAAAAAAGAAGCUUGCAAUAUAAAUUAUGGUGUGUGAUUAAUCUCUAUAUUUCUGUGUGUUGUGGUGUGCCUACAUAGGAAGUGCUAAUUUGUGGAAGGGGAGCAAAGCAGUCUUAUGUUUUACAAUUGAUACAUUUUUUAAACAUUAUUUAAAGGUUUUUAUUAGGAAGAAGAUCCUUGUUGUUUAGAUAUUAUUUUGAAUGUCCUCCAUACCUGUCAAAUGGUAUUGAAAUGUAGUAUAACAACUGUAAACAAGAUUUUUAAGACAAGUCCUGUGAUCAACUUAAGUUAUAUCAAUAUUUUAAUUACUGUAACAAACACCUGAAGUACUCCACACCUGAUUGAAUUUAUUGUCAACAUUUUAAUAUUGAUUUAAACUAUGUAAUGAAAUACUAUUUUAUUGAGAAAAGAUUAACCAGAAUACUAUUAUUAAUACUUUUUAAAAUAUAUAUAUAUUUUUUUAAAUAAGGGCUUAUUAUGUUAUCUUUUUAAAACAUCUACAAGGGGUAACAAUUGCAUGUAUGUGAUGGGUGUACACUGAUGUAAUGUGAACAUGUGUUAAAAAGUUUUUUUCUAAAAGUACUAAAUCAUCGCUUUGUUAAAAUCAUUGUCAUACAUAUCCAUAAAUUUGAUAAAUCUAGAAAUUUCUUAUUAUUAUCAUUUUAAAUCGAAUUUUUUUAUUGUGAUUUGUAAAAAAAAAUUUUAAAUUUUUUGUCAGAAUAAGAUUAUAAUUGCUCAAUUUACACACAAUGCAUCCAGGCAAUUUAUGAACUUAAUCGUUGUAAGUACCUAGAAAUUGUCAGUUUGUUGACUUGUUUAUGUAUCUACUUGUCUUCUUUCUUGUAAUAUCUUGGCCUACAAGUCUUCUCUCUAUACAUUUCUAAUGUUUUUACAUUUUUGCUUUAGAUAAUAGGAAAAGCAUCAGAUUUAAUGAAUGAUACAGACAGCCAACAAUCUAUGAAACUGGAUGCUGUCCAGUACAUUGAAGCAAAGUCAUAUGUCAUGAUUGAAAUAUCUCUGGAUAAACCACUUGUUCCAAAGCGACCUCCAGAAGCAUUGGCCAAAAGGUUGGUUGACUUCAUUUUUUAAUAAACCCUCCGCAGAUAUUUUAAAUCUGGUUUGUGGAAUUAGGAGCUUCAUUUCAGCCUUGGGGGGCUUGUUAAGUUUUUUUAUUACUGGAGGCACCACACUACAUAGCAAGUACCUGCAAAUUCAGGAGGCGGGGGGCAAAUUCCCCACGCUGCCCUACCCAGAUGACGUCCCUGUGCGAAAACUUUAAAAGACACCAACACCAUUAUUUUUUACUCUAUGAUGUCACUGCUACCCUGAUUUUAAUUCUAACAGUUUUGCAUAUUGUAUUUCCAAGUAUUUUAAAUAAUUUAUAUUUAGGGCCUAAUUUUUACAGAUUUUAUAGUCUGCGAAUUAAAACUUUUAAAUCCUUUCUUAGCUUACGGUGUGCUAGAUUUUAUCCUUAGGCCAUAGUUACCCAAUGCCAAAUCCAUCCAUCCAUUCCUGUGAUACAACGGAUGAUGUAGGGCUUUGGCCUGCCUCAUCACAUCAUUCCACUCACUCCUAACUGAUGCUUUUCUUUUCCAUGCUUGUAUUACCAACUGCUGUAGAUAUUUUCCCACAUAAUCAAUCCCUCUUAGCCUAGGUCUGUCUUUUAGUCGAUUUCCUCUGGAGUUUUUGUGAUGCACCCUCUUCACUCCUCUGUCAUUUGGCAUUCUUUCUAAGUGUCCUUCCCAGCACAGCCUGCCCUUUUUUUAUUUCUGCAACUAGUUGUGAACCUGAUAUAGUCUAUAAAAUUCUUUGUUAGUUCAUAUAUUUCAUCCAUAUUCAUCCUUUGUUGGUCCAUAUUAUGUUUUUACUUUUGAGUAUUUUGUGACUACUGAAGUAUGCCUUGUUACCAACUGAUAUUCUUUAUGUUAUUUCUGUUAGUAAUUCAUUUCUUAUAUUUAUUAAGGAACGUAGAUAUUUGAAUUGAUUUAAUUUUUUAAAAGUGUGGUUUCUAAUUUUAAUGGUUUCAUAUGUCGGUUCUUCACUUAACAUAGUCAUUUAUUUUGUGUUUUUUUGGUUGUUAACAUCCAUCCCUGCUUGUAGUAAUGCAUCUUCUAAUUCAAUAAAAGUUGUUGAUAUAUCAUUACUACUUUUCUCUAACAGUGCUAUGUCAUCAGCAUAUUCAAAAUACUAAAGGGGUUGGUUGUAGAGAGAGCCUAUUGGUUGUGGGUCUUGGGUUGACCUCAAAAAGUAACCUGUUAUUAUUCCUCCGGUGUCAAUUUGUAUGCUUUUUAUAACUCUCUCUAAUAUUAGGUUAAAGGCAGUGAAUCUUCUUGUCUUAGACCUUGUCUUAGACCUAAUGCCUAACCCUGUCCUAAUCAAACAAAGUAGCAAAUAUAAUUAGAUGCUUUAAGAAGUUAUGUUAAUUAAAAUUGUGUAUAUUUUUAUUUGCAGAGUAGCUGAGCUCAUUCCUCCAAGGCUUGCUUUUCCUAAAAGAACAGAUGGAGCUCAGAAAGUAAGUUAAGUUAUCUUUACUUGGGGUUAUAGAGGAAAAUAUGUUUGUUGACAUUUAACAUUAAUUUUAUCAUUAUUUAUGGAAAUUUUAUAUUUUCAAGGCUGAAUAAUUUUUGUAGUCCUACUUAUAUUUUUUUAAAAUUACUUUACAAUAAAUUUUUUUUAUAAUGACAACAACAGAAAUUAAAUUGUUAAACGAGCUGUGCUGUUUCAUUAUGGUACCAGAUUAAAUUUUAGUACAAUCAUGACUUAAUGAUUAAUUUUAGUGAUUCAAGAAAUGAUGAUUCUCUCUCCUUCAGGCUGUAGAAGACUACCACUCACAAAUUGCUAGUGUUGCUAAUAUUAUUUUGGAGGAAUUCAGGUAUACAUUUCUAUUUUUAUUCAUAAUUAAAGCUUUUUAAAAGUAUAAUAAUAUUUUAAUUUUACUAAUUAUUUGGCUAAUUAUGAUCUAAAGAAAUAAAACAAUCAAUGUUCAGAUUUUCAUAUGUGUCACAUUAGCCUUUAAAAUAACUUUUAAAAAGUUAUAAUAAAUUAUUCUCUGAUUAAUUUUUUUAUUCUUUAAAUUUUAGUACAUAAUAUUAAAUAGUCCUUUUAUCUAUGAAUCAAGAAAUUUAGAAUCAUUAUAUUUUAAUUUUUUAAUAAGCAUUUUUUAAAAAUAUAAUAUAUUUGUUUUUUUAACCUUGAAAAUUUGAUAACAAUAAUCUAUAUAAUUAUAAAAUUUUGAUUUACAGAGAUUUAUUUGGGGAUCAGGUUAAAGAUAAUGAAACCCAAUCUGUUGAAGACAUGGAGGCAAGGUAAAAAAAUAUUGUUUAUCUCAAAUUUCUAGAAAUAUUUUAUUUCCAGGUAUCACCUGAUCCUAGUCUCUUUUACAUUAGACUUUUUUUUUUGUCCACUAAACCAGGAAGCAAAAACUUGUCUAUGAACUCAAUUCAUCUGGAAAAUAUUUUGCUUUUAAAGAACAGCUGAAGAAUUCUGUGGUUAAAAUUGUUCGAGAAAAAUACCUAAGGACUUCUGGAUUUGAUGACAGACAGGAGUUACAGGUAAGGAGUUACAAUAGAAUGAUAAUCAAAGUAUGAACUGUCUGUAAAGCACAACAUAGGGACCUCAAAAAUAGUUUAAUGAAUUGGAAAAUGUGCAAACAGUAGCUAUGUCUGCUACCUACUAAAUUAUAUUAAAUACAUCAAAGAUUAUUUUACAUUGUCAAUUAUUUUUAAUUAUAGUAACUAUGAUGUAAUAAUAUGCUUAAAUCAUAAUUAAGAAUCUCCUUUUUUAAAAACUGAAUUUUACAUAUUUUAAUUUAAUCAGAAUCUAUACUUUAUAAAAUAGUAGGCUAUCAUAAGUUACAAUUUUUACAAAUAAAUUUAUGACACAAAUUGAACUACAGUUUGUAAAAACAGUCAUUAGACAUAAUUUUCAUUAAUAAAAUUAAUUAUUGAUCUUGCCUAUCGUCCUAAUAGUUUCUACUUUUCAAGUUUUUUCUGCAGCAAUAGUAAAAUGUCUCAGAAAAUGUUUUAAUUUUAUAUAAAAAGGGUGCUAAUGCUACUUAAAAUGUUUAAUUUGUAUAAAAUAAUAUGCUUAUAAUUGUUCUGUUUCUAUUUAUUUAAUUUCAGACAUUCCUUUCAGAGCUGUAUGUUUACCUCAUUGACCAGAUGCAUGUAUCCCUUGGCCAUGUACUUUCUUUGGAGGACCAGCCUCCUAUUCCCAAACCUCUCACAGACCUUGCGCAGCUAAAACAUUUUGCCAGGGAAGCAGAAGUCAAUCAAAACUUUAAUUUGGCUGAAACUUUUUAUAAAGAGGUCAGUUCAAAACUUAAUUAAAAGAAUCAGAAAUAAAUAAAUUAGGCAACUAUCUACUUGACAUAUUUCUUAUAGCAAAGUUGUAGGAUACAUUCUGAAGAAUGCUGUCAUUUGAAAAAAAAUUAACAUUUGAAAUAUUUAUAAGCAUAAUUGAUCAAAUUUGCAUAAUGCUAUUUUUUUGGUUUAAAGUGGUUGCUUUUUCUUAUCCUAACUAGCGGAUUGCAAGAGAAAAAAAUAAUGCUGACUGCUGGUUUGAUUAUGGAAUCUUCAAUUUGUAUAUCCAUGAUAUUUCAAAGGUGAGAUAUUAAUUUUAAAAAUUCUAAGUGUGUGAUUUAUUCGAUUGAUGAACAGAUAGUCUGUAAAUGUUACGGUAGUUAAAUAGGACCUCCCUCCCAAUGAAAAUAUUUAAGGUAAAAUAUUUUUAAGCUCAAACUACAAGGCUCCAUUUGAGCAAAUCUCAAGUUGUUGGUCUGGAGUUCAAUUCCAGCCAGAGCCAAGUCAAGCAAAAACAUCACCAGCACCCCGGGUGGAUGGGACUCAUUAACCUUGGAUGGCAACUCAUCUAAGAGAAGGAAACUCUGAAAUCAUACCCGGAGAUGGAAUCCCAAAAGGCGGAUAACAUUGGUACAAUGAAACAUUCCGACAACUCCUGCACCGUCACUGGUGCCAAGCUGUAUCAUCCUAAUGAUGUUCCCUUGGGUUAUCCUACGGCGUGGAGAGAGGCAAUUUGCUGUUGGGAACCAGCUUAUAAUCCUUGAAGAAUAAUCCCAGGCCUUGUGGAUUUCCUCCUCUGAAGCCCACACCAUCGUCACAUUUUGACAGAUGGGUGCUAGCAAAACAAAAAAACAAGGCUCCAUAUAUUUUUAACAUUACGUUUCUUUUUGGAACACAGAAGUAAAUACAUUCAUCAAUGAAAUAAAUUUCUUUUUGUUGACAUUUGUUAAAUGAUUGCACAAUCAAAUGUACUAAACUAAAAUUUAAAUUUACAUUCACUUUAUUUUCAAUAGAGAAUCUAGUAGAGCAGACUUAAAUAUUUCACGGAAAAAAAAGCUCAAUAAAAAAUUAAAGAACAAGGCUAUAUUGGCAAAAAAUAUGUUAUUUCAUUUAAAAAAUAUUUUUGGGUUUGACAGUGUGAAAACAUUAAAUCAAUAUAAUAUAAUAAUUGAAUGAAAAUAUUGAAAAACAUAAUAGAGGCAGGUAGAUUUUUUUAAAUUUUAAAUUUGGCUUGUCUGCAGGAUGUGCUUUUGUUUUUCUUCACAAAAUGUAAGAUUUAUUAAGACUUUUAAAGUUUUUUCUAAUACCUUGACUUUAACAGGCUGAGGAGUGUUUCAAAGAAUGUAUUUCUAUUGACCAAAAACAUAUGAAUGGGUAAGUUAUAGCCUUUAUUAUUUGAGAACACAACUUAUAGCCUGUAGAAUGAUUCAGUUUGCAUUAACAAAAUAGAAUUCAUUUGUCACUUUGGAAUCUGGGUAUUGUCCUCCUUACUAACUGUCCAUCCAUCCCUAUGGCGCUACAGCCCAUGUAGGGCUUCGACCUGCCUCACUACUUCCUUCCACUCAGACCUAAAUAAUGCUUUUCUUUUCUAAGCUUGGAUUCCCAACUGCUGUAGAUCUUUUUCCACAUCAUCCAUCCAACUAAACCUAAGUCUGCCAUUGAGCCGUUUUCCUCUGGGGUUUUGGUGGUACACUCUCUUCACUUCUCUGUUAUUUAGCAUUCCUUCUAAGUGUGUAGGGUAGCCUGCCUUUACCACAGCAGAAUAAUAGUUCAUUGUUCAUGGUGUUCCAUUAUUAAAAGUAAAUAAUCUAAGUCCAUAUGACUGAAUUGAAAUAUGAUAGGUCUAUAUUUUUUAAAAUUUUAGUUUGGAUGUAUGAAAACUAAAAAUUAAGUGCUGUUAAUGUUUUUUCUUGAAGUAGCCAUGUGUUGAGUGAUGAGUUGUUGGUGGCUAAUAGUUUUUAAUUUAUUUAGAGUACAGGAAGCGAGGUCUUAAGAACUAUAGCAUUUAAUUUCAACACAGAAACCAACAAAAAGAAGAAAAGAGCAGAAGAAAAAGGACAAUAAUUGAAAAGAUACAAAUAGUACAGGUUAUUACAUAGAGUGACACAGCUAACAAUAAACAGUUUGAACUUCUCUGUAUUUACAAAACAAACAUACUUAAUUAACUAACAAUAUAGAUACAUGAUGAUCACAUAGUAUCUGUUGUACUAUAUACAAAUGGCAAUUUAUUUAAUUAUAGAAGAAAUCAUUUAGUAGGGUUUAACUUGUAGCAAGUUCACUGUGUUACAUUCAUAAUCAGUGUAACAAGUGAGGGUUAACAUACAGGUCUAGAAAUUACUAUUUUACGGUCGGCCAUGUGUGGUGUCCAUGUAAGAUGCAUACAACGCAGGACAGCUACUACAAUGUUAUAAAGUUUAACAACCAUUAGUUUGAUACUGUUGUGUCAAUGGCACUGUCUCUUUAAGACAUAGCAUAUUGCAGUAUGUCUAACUAUAUUGAUAUAGCUGUUAGUACGUUUAACCAUUACAAUAUCAUUGUUGUGAGUCAAAGUGACAGGGCCAACAAGUGACUAAAACACUACCUAAUAUAAGUAAUGAACAAACAUCUUCCAUUACUAACACCUAACAAAUGCAUUCUAAAAACACAUGGGUACAAAAAGCAUGUAGCAUAGUCUACUUACAGAGUGUCCAGAGAAUGACACGAGGAGUUUAAUGUGUUCAGGUGGCUUCUUAACCCACAAAUAAGUAACCCAUUGCACACCCCCUGUAAAUAUGGCCACCUGGACAUAUUGGAGAGCUACUAUGUCUGACAUAGACCAAGUCUAUCUAUCGACUGUAUUCUGGCAGACUGACAGUGGGAAGUUUUGGUAAAAUUGACUAUCCUGGAGUAUCAUACUCGAAUAAAAGUAAAAAAGCCGGACCAAAACCCUAAAGACGUAUAUGUGUUUGUUCACGUUUAGUCUAAGCUAUCCAAGAUACAUUCCAUAUUUAAAUGGUCUUUGAGAUAUAAUAAUCAGAAAGGGUUUCAGUCCCCCAUGAAUGAAUUCAAAAACAUUCUUAAUUGUUUAAUAUUAAAAUAUCCUCUUAAAGAUGCAGAGAUACCGAGGUAUAGACAAUAAAAUCCACUUUCCAGCAAGAUAUAAUUUAUAGCAUAGUUCACUAAGAUUUCAGAGAAAUUAAUUUUUGAACUUAUACACAAAGCACAGUUCACCUGAACCUCACAAAGAGGAGCAGCAUUUUUGUUUGUUUGUUUGUUUUUUUUUGUUGUUUUUUUUUUUUGCUUGUAAGGGGAGAUAAACAGUUUUGGCAUUUUUGCUAGUACAAGACUGUGUGAAUAGUGAUAUUUUUACUGGACCAGAUAUAUCAGAGAUAUUCAAGUUACGGUACAUUCGAAAGAUAAUAGGGAUAUUUAAGUUGUGGCACACUGACACAUUUAGAUUUAAAACAGCCAGAAUAGCAAUCCACAAUUCAUUUGCUGCCCACGGAUACUACUUCUAAGCUAAGUGCUAUUUUUUAUUUUAUUCAGUUUUUUCUACUGUUUUUUUCGCUGAUGAAGGCUUCCUGCCAGCACGUUCAUUGUUUUGUUGCGUUCCUUUUUUCAGGUUUAACCCUAUUUUGUUUUCCUCAUUUUAUAUUGUGCUAACCUGAUUGCAGUCUCUCCUCUUAUUACCUAGAAAAGCAAAAGCCUGAUGCUAAUAUGACAGGGCCAUUUGUUCUUGGCUUUAGUAUAAUUUUUUUUGUUAUAUGAGUGGUUCUUAGACGCUUCUCACAUUGGCUAUUUACGGGCACUUAGAAUUUGACUUUUUUACAAAACUGGCAUGUACACAAGCUUGUGUUGUAAGCUUGUGUUGCAAGUUACACAAUGUAAGGCAAGGAUAUGUUCAUACCCUGUACUGCUUCUAAUGAAAUUAAUAUUUUUAAGAUACUUUAAAAACAUGAUUCAAGAAAGGAAAAAAAAAAAAGAGUGUUUGGUCAUCUUUUUCAGCCUGAUAUUAUAUGGCAUUGUGUGUACGCUGACAGAGAGGAAUGAACUUGCUGAAACCUUCUUUGAAGCUGCCACAUGUGUGGAUCCCAACAGUAUACUGGCUUGGACCAUGUUGGGUAGGCUUCAAAACAACUUUAACUUUUUCUAGUAACUAGAUGUGAGUAAUGGUCGAUGGAUAAUGCUUAUAAUUUAGACUACAUGAACAUUGAUGUCUUACUUUCCUAGGAUUGUUUUAUGAAGGAGUUCCCAAUGAGAUACGUGCAGAAAUGGCAUUUAUAGAAGCUGAUAAACUAAACUUUGCCAAACUGAUUGCCCUUAAGGAAGAGGAAGACAAGAGAAAAGCUGAAGAAGAGGCAAAUAGAAGUAAGGAUCUGCAUUAUUUAUUAGAAACCACAUACUUUAACCUGUUAAGUGUAUGUUUGACUGUGUGUGGGGAGUGAGACAGUUGAGUAAGAUUUGAGAAAUUCUUGUCCAAUCAUUUAUAAAUAUUAACACUAUCUAAAUAUUCUCUAUAACCAGUGAUCUUUAGUAUUUUGCUUGAAAUGGUUUGCAACUGUAAAUCACUUAAACAUUUUGUUUUGUCAUUCCUAAGUCAAGAGACAGCUAGCUUAAGUCAAAUCUGUAAAUCUCGACUCCCUUUAACACAAAUAAUUUUUUUUACAAAGCAGAUCUAAAAUUAUUUCUCUUGUCCCUCUAUAAUCUUAAGUAUCUCUGUUUAAAGUAAUGGCAGAUUCUACAGACGCGCAAUCUCAAGAGAUUUCGGAACAGGAAAUGAUCACAGAGGGUAAAAUUAUGAGUCCAGUUGACAAAAAUUUAACACCUGACCUUAUCAAAACUACUUCAUCAGAAAAAAGAGGUAAGCUGGCUUAGAUUUUAUUUUGAAGAACAAGUAUCAGUUAUUAUACAUUAAGAACAUUAUGUGUGAUCUGUAUAAUUAUUUCCUUAUGUCCCCCCUGCUCAGUUUGAUGUUCAUGUUAAAAAAUACUAUCAAAUAAACUUAUAAAGAAAAUAUUUUGUGAAUAUACUUCAGCUUAUAGAAAGAAAGCUGUGGAUUUCAAAUUAAAUCAUUUCAAAGUAAGUCUAAGUACCAGUAUCAUUUAAUUAACAUAUGUUACUACUUUCCUCAAAAUUACAGGUUCCAUCGCAAAAGCAAGCCUUAAUAAAACUCCAAUUGUGUCAAGACCAGUGAGCACAUUUAUGAGUACAGUGCAGCCAGUGAUGUCAGAAACUGAGAGUAAAACUGUCUCAUCUAGGGAAUCACUCCUCCCUGAAGGAACCAGCAUUUACAUGCAAGCUGUUGAUUGGCUGUUAGAAGUUAAAGCUACUCCUGUAAGCUCAAGAUAUUUUUAACUCUACAAGUUUUAAUUUUAUUUUGUCUAAUGAUUUGUUUCUCGUGCACUUAUCAUAUCAAAACCUUUGGCCCUGUGAUAUACAUGAAACAAGACCUGUAAGGUACAUCAUCCAAGACAUUUUGCCAUGUAAUGUUCAUCAACCAAGACAUUUUGCCCUGUGGUGUACAUCAUCCAAGACCUUCUCAUCUAUUGUGUACUUAUAUCAUUCAGGACCUUUUGCCCUAUGGUUUAUGAAAUCCAAGACCCUUUGCUCUAUGGUUUAUGACAUACAAGAUCCUUUGCUGUCUGGUGUACCACAUCCAAACUGUUAUAUUUUGUGGUGUCGCUACACAUAUCAGGUCAUGAUAAAAAUUUUCUAUGCAUGUAUCAUUGCCUUCUGCAUCACUCUUCUAUUUCAUAAAACUUCAAAUCUUCUCUGUGUAGCCAUGUGUUGACGUGGCUUAUUACAGUUUAAAUACACAAAACAAUGAAAUGCAGGUCUGAGAACUAUAGCUUUUAUUUUGUGGUCCAAUCCGUUGAACAGACAGUCAAAUCUCUCACAAAGGCAGCUGACGCGACGUAUCCAUUACACACACUCCAAGUCUCAGUUCACCCCUCACAGGUUAAAUCACCCGCCUUAAAUAGGACACAGUCACAGGGAAACACAUCACGAGCAAAUCAUAGGUCGACCUCGGGGCAGGGAUGGUCAUUCACGCGUGUAAAUAACAAAACAUAAAAUUUAAGGCCCAGUAUACAGCUGUGUUACUUUAAAUGACAAUGGAUGUGUACAGUGUACAUGCUUGGCGUUACCCACAGCAGUUACACUAUGAGAGUGAAUUCUCUUACUUCUAUCGGUGGCAUACUGCCGCAUAUAAAAUGUUACAUAAAUGCAGUUACAAAUAGUGGCACAUUGAUGGAUAUGAUUUAUAAUACUUUUUUUUAGACAUUUCAAGUGGUGAGCUGAGAUUGUUCCUUUUAGCUCAGUUAAUUUUCAACAAUUAAUGUUUGCGUUAUUAUUACAAGAUUUCCCUCCCAUUUCCCAAGAAAAUAUUGUUGAUUCUUGGAAGAGUUGCUUGUUUCGAUCACAAUUUUAUAUAUGGGGCCUCAUUGAGGAGUUUAUUACCUUAUAUUGUCCUUUAUUUAUGAAUGAUUUCAUCAUCAUCAUCAUCAGUAGUGCUACGUCCAAUGUAGGGCCCUGGCCUGCUCCACCACAUCCUUCCAUUAGGAUUGAUCCAUGGUUUUCUGCCUCCAUGUGCAGACCCCCUGGUGGUGAAAGUCCUUCUCUACAUUGUGAAUCCAUCUCAGUCUUUGUCUGCCUUUAGAUUUCUUCAUGUAGAUCACUUUUGCUGCUCUAAAUUCUGGCAACAGGAUUCAAGACGCAGGAAUUUCAGUACUCUUACUUCUCGCCCAAAAAUAUAUGCUGUAUAUACUUUUAUUGAUCCAAGUGUUAACUACUGAUAGUCUUCUGUUUUUAAUGGUGAUAUAGAGAGCAGGUUUUUAAAAAAUAUAAUAUAACUGUUAAUUUCUGUUCCUAAUGGUGUAAUAGUAGUAAUAGUGAAAAUAAACACACAAGUGGUCAAUUAUGCCAAUAUCAAAAUCUAAAUAUAAUUUCAGUUCACUGAACGAGCCCUGGGUCAUGAACUUGUAACCUCUCCAGGAAGUCCCACAUCCGCUUACCAACUAGCCUUGGCAAGACUUAAACUGCAGAAAGGGGACUAUGCUGAAGCAGAGCAAACCCUCAAUGAGACCAUUCAAACAGAUUUUCAGGCAAGUUUUUCUAGGGUGAAAAAAAAAGAGAGUCAAUUGUAUUUUAUCCAAGGGUUAAUCUUUUUCAAGCUUAUAGAAGUAUGACCAUUUUGUAGUUUAUAGCUUUUUAGUUUCACUAAGUGUGGUUUAGGGUAAGGUAAUUUUCCCCAUCUAGGUAUCAUUAGCCAUAGGAAAACAUGAAAAAGGCUUAGAAACACUAAACUAGAAUUAGAAGUGGUUCUGAUUAGUCUAAGAAUUUAUACCAACAUUCAGCAUUGUUUUAAAUUUUAAAAUUAUUUUAUGAUUAUUAGAACCCAGAUGCAUGGUCCUUGCUGGGACAUGUCAAAUAUUUAACCAAUGAUCACAUAACUGCCAGAGACUGCUAUGAGCGAACACUUGCAUUUGUAAAUGAUGCCAGUGAAACACAUUCCAUAUACUUAAGACUGGCCUCCAUUUACUUGCAAGAAGAGAAGGUAAAUAUUUUGAUGUCACCCAGUACACAGCUAACAUUUGGUUAAAUCAUGCAUUUUGAAAAAGCAAAUAAUUUUUGCAGAAUUUAAAAUUGCUAAUCUCAAAAUUCUUUGUUCCUCGGUAGAUAAACAAGUAUUUUUAUUACAUUAGAUUAGAUUUGGAAUUAAAAUAAUAAUAGAAAUAGAAUGAAUUAAUUGUUUUCACAUAUUUAGAACUUUUGAUUUCACAAUUUUAAAAUAAAUCUGAGAUGUUUGGUGAUAUAAAUUUAUUUGUAAGGAUAUUUAGUUAAUUUUAAAAUAAGAUACCAUAUACAUGCCAUAUCACGUCAAGUCCCAAAGUUAAAAUUAUAAUAGUAGCCCUUCAGUUAUCUGCUUUAUAAAUGUUUCCUUUAUUAACAGUAUCAAAAUGCCAAGGACACUUUCCUGAAGGCUUGCAAAAGAUCUCCCUCAUGUAUAUCAUGGUUGGGGGUUGGAAUAGCAUGCUACAGGGUGAGCUUUCAUGAAGAACGAUUUUUAAUUAUGAUUAUUGAAAAGUUAAUGAAAGUUUAUUUUCAGCAAUGUUAGAGAGCAAUGGAUAAUAUUUUAAGUGCAAUUUAAAUUUCUGAUAAUGACCCACUUUAUUUCUUAAAUUUUUUAUUUUUAUUAUCUUACUGUAUUAGUUGCAUCAUAACAGUUAAGAUUGUUUUAUAAUCAUUUGACAUCACAGCUGAAUGAACUGUCAGAAGCAGAAGAUGCCCUCUCUGAAGCAAAUGUUUUGAACAAUAAUGAUCCUGAGGUGUGGGCGUAUUUGUCUUUAGUUUGUCUGAAGACUAAUCGACGGCUGGAAGCUGAGCAGGCUUACAAAUAUGCUAUAAAAGUAAUUUCUAUAAUGUAAUAGUAAUAGUAAUGUAAAAUACAUGUAAGAAAUGUAUUGUUUAAUCUAUUAUUCCACAGUAAUAAAUUAAUAUUAAUAUUAUUAUGUAUUUUUAUAAAAAAUAAUUAUUAACUGAUUGAUUCCUAAACACAUUAUAUACUGUUAUAAUAAAUUAUAUUAAAUUAUUUAACACAUUUAAAUAUAUACAUAUACUGUUUUGGCAGUUAAAUCUUGAUGACGGACCACUUCUUGCUGAGAUCCACAGGGAACAGGUGGCACGAGGAUUCGGCAAUCCUUCAUUUUAAAAAUUAAUUCCACACAGCAGUCAGAUUUUUUCAAAAAAUGUUAGUUUAUUGGUUCAAUUUAAAAUCCUGUCAACAGUUGGACUCACUUUCUUGAAUACGUUAAUUUUUAUAAAUGUGUUUUAAAAUUGAAAGCAAAAAAAACUAUUUGUUUACUCAGCCUUCAUUUGAGAUGGAUGUGCAGUGAUAAAAUUAUUAUUAAAAUUAUGGAUUAACUGUUGUCAUCUAUUUCAUAUGGAUAAUGAUGUUACCCUACUGUCAAAUAUAUGUUGUUUUUUUUCUUUUAAAUACGUUAACUCAAAAUGUCCAAUUCCAACCGGUAACAGUAACAUCAGAUUUAUUGUGACACUGUCCAAUAAUAAUAAUUGAUAGUGUCAUAACCUUGCAAGAUAUUUAGUGUCUAUAUUACCAUAAUUCUCAAAAUAAUUGGGCCUAUAGGUAUAAGGGUAACUAAUUUAAAAAUCCACAAUUUUAAAUUGUGUGAUUUGUGAUGCUGCAACUAUGUUUAAAGAAGAAAUAAGUUGACGGAAAUAAAUUAUCGUUUGAAUGCAAAGAAUUGUAAAUAAAUAUGAAUUAUUCAUAAAUAACUUUACAAAAGAUUUUAGUACGAGAUUCUCAUUCUAACCUGACAGUAUUUGCAACACUAUUUAUGGACAUGAUAUAUUUUAAUAACAAAUUUCAGCAAGUUCAACAAAAGAUACAAAUUUAAGAUAACAAUUUACAAAAUAGUGCAGAAUUUUAAAAAUAUUUUAUAUUAUUAUAAAUUAUAGAAAUAAGUAUUUUAUAGAGCUUUAGGAUAAAGUUGUUACAAGAAAACUAAAUAUGUUUAGUCCUUCCGGGUACUUUGAUAAAAUAGUAUACAGUAACAUUUAUUUGUCAUGGUUCCUAAAAUAAGUUUUGUUGUAAAUUGACUAGCCUACAUGCUCUGGGAUCGACAUGAAUAAAAACUAAAUUUGAUAUAUAAUAUAUUAGAAGGGUUUUCAUAAAUAAAUAUGUUGAUGCAUAAACUCUUCAAAGCCACACCAUAUUUGUGCUGUUGAUACUUUCAAUCAGAUAGUUUUUUUAAUAUUUUAAUUUAACUUCUGUUAAGUUUUGUACAUUUCAUUACUUAAAAGGGUUUUUCAAAUUUAAGGAUAAUAAUGAAAAUAGAAAUUUGAAAACUUUAAAUAGACCAUGAAUGAAACUCUCACAGGCCUAAUUAUAUGCAGGAGUUAUUAAAAAUGAAAUAAUUGUUAUUUAAUUUUUUUUAUUACUCUUUUUUUUCAUGCCGCCAUAAAAGAGCUUCUAAAGGCACUAAGUUAUUUUAAAACACACAAGAACCAUCUACAGAAAACUUUUGGUUGGGAUGACAUAUUUUUAUUUUAUUGCUGGUCUUGUCUUUUAAAAAUUGAAUGCAAGCAUAAUUCAUCAUUUUGUUUUUUAACUUUCCCUUUCUCUUGUCUUUUUACCAUGUCUGUCAAUGGGAAAAAUAAAUUGAGAAAAUUGUUCAAACAUAGUCAAGACUUAAGAUUUUUUUUUUUUAAACAUCCUUUGAAAAUGUUUGUACCGGUACAUUUAUGGAAAACAUAACUUAAACAAAAAAGAUACCAUUAAAUGCAUACUAUGACACAAUGCACAGGGUUAUAUUUUUGUCGUAAAUUUUUAAAAUAAAAAACCUGAACUUAAAUGUCAUCCAAUUUAAUUAAUUUAAAUUGUGCAAGUUUAAUGGGGGAGGGGGAUUAAUUCAGUAAUUUUUUCCCCACAAAUAUUACAACUCAGACUUCCUCUUUGUUCAUUGUCACAUAUAUUAAUAGUACAAUUGUUCUAACAUAUCAAACUUUUACUUCCAGGCCUUGAUUAAAAUAUGACUAUACUAUUUAAUAAAAAUUAAUUCAUUCAUUGUUAAUUUUUAAGGAAAUGAUCAAAUUUGCAAUUUUAAGUUAUUUGUAUGGGCCUAAUAUAUAAAAAAUAAUAUUUUUUUAAAAGUUGAUUAAACAUACCUUAUGACGAA